AUGCCCUCCAAAGCCUCUUCCGCCCCUCGGGUGCUGUACUGGUUCCGCACCGACCUGCGCGUGACCGACUCGCCCGCCCUCACCCGCGCGCUCGCCCUCAAGCCGAGCACCUUCGUUCCCGUAUGGUGCUGGGACCCUUCGUACAUAUACGGCCACCGCGUCGGGCUGAACCGCUGGCGAUUCCUCCUCGAAAGUAUGACCGGUCUCUCCGACGCGCUGACCGAGCUCAACCCACAGCAAAAGCUACAUGUGGUUCGCGGACGACCGGAACAGCUGCUUCCUAUCCUCUGUCGGCAGUGGGGCAUCACGCAUGUCGUCUGGGAGAAGGACAGUAAUGCUUAUGCGAAAGAGAGAGAUAGGAAGGUCAAGGAGGUGCUCGCUAAGGAAGGGGUGGAAGUUGUGCAUGAGGGUGGGAGACACCUGUAUGAUCCGGACGAGAUCAUCAAGGGGAAUAAGGGCAAGCCGACGAUGACGCUGCAUCAAUGGCAGAAGUUGGCGGAGAAGCUGGGCGAAGACAGCGACUGGAAGUUCCACUGGGACAAGGUGGACUUUAAUGCUGAGAUUAGGACUGGAGUGGAUACCUGUUUCGACAAGCUCUGCGGCCCAAAUCACGAUUUCGCCGUCCCUACCAUGUCCGAAAUGGGCUACGCCGAAGCCACCACCACCGUGCGGGGCGGCACCGCCGAAGCGCACAAGUGCCUCGACAAUUUCCUCGCCGAUACACUACAUGUAGCGACCUUCUCCAAGCCUCACACAGCACCUACCUCGCUCGAACCCAGUACAACCCUCCUCUCGCCCUACAUGAAGUUUGGAUGUAUAGGCGUGAGGGAGAUAUGGUGGGGGAGCAAGAAGGUGAUUGAGGAGUGGAAGAAGAAGGGGAGUAAAGGCGGGAAAGAGACCAAGGAGCCGGAAAACAUGUUUGGGCAGCUGCAGUUUAGGGAUAUGUACGCCUGUGCUGAGGCAGCGGGGGCGCACUUUGAGCGGAUAAGAGGGAAUGGAGUGUGUCGGUAUAUAGAUUGGAAGUUGCAAAAUCAGUAUGAUGAGGACGGGAACGAGAUUCUGCCGAGACCAAAAGAGGAUGAGGUGGAUGAGGAGCGAUUCUUGGCGUGGAAGGAGGGACGAACGGGGUUCCCGUGGAUCGACGCCUGUAUGCGCCAGCUUAAGAUUCAAGGGUGGAUACAUCACCUCGCGAGACACUCUGUUGCGUGCUUCAUUACACGAGGCCAGUGCUAUAUCUCCUGGGAAAGAGGCAUGGAGGUAUUUGAUGAGUAUCUAAUAGACUGGGAUCCUGCGAGCAACCCGGGGAAUUGGAUGUGGCUGUCAUGUUCAGCUUUCUUCUCUCAGUACUUCAGAGUAUAUGGACUAGAAUCAUGGCCACUACGAACCGACAAGUCUGGCGCUCUUGUCAGAAAGUACUGCCCAGAACUCAAAGACUUCCCAGAUAAAUACAUCUACGCUCCGCACAAAGCCCCAGUCGACGUCCAGCGCAAAGCCAGCUGCAUCAUCGGCGAGCAAUACCCCUUCCCGAUGCUGGACGAGCACAAGGAGAAGGACCGGUGUAUCGCGCGUAUCAAGAAUGCUUACCAUCUUGGCUUCCACGGGGAUAGUACGGAAGUGUUGGACGGUAAUGGAAAUCAGAGCCUGGAUGGGUUUGUGAAGAAGGCAAAGGUGGCGCCUGCUAGCAAGGGGAAGAAGAAAGCCUGA
Dioszegia hungarica is the source of this 1704-nucleotide messenger RNA. RefSeq names its product FAD binding domain of DNA photolyase-domain-containing protein. Gene Ontology annotation, molecular function: DNA binding; FAD binding. Gene Ontology annotation, biological process: circadian regulation of gene expression; entrainment of circadian clock by photoperiod. The record is from RefSeq and is a predicted model, not a curated record. Bases 1 to 1704 code for a protein of 567 amino acids. Gene Ontology annotation, cellular component: cytoplasm; nucleus. NCBI's taxonomy places the organism in Eukaryota, Fungi, Basidiomycota, Tremellomycetes, Tremellales, Bulleribasidiaceae. The transcript is spliced from 11 exons.